This is a messenger RNA of Hippocampus comes (tiger tail seahorse), 2116 nucleotides long. RefSeq names its product POTE ankyrin domain family member B2-like. Gene Ontology annotation, molecular function: protein binding. The annotation marks the transcript as partial. Lineage: Eukaryota; Metazoa; Chordata; Actinopteri; Syngnathiformes; Syngnathidae. The transcript has 19 exons. The record is from RefSeq and is a predicted model, not a curated record.
GUGCCAAGGAGCCGGCCGAGGGCUCGCUGCCAUGCUGGAUAAAGAGCAGAUGGUGACCCGGACUGGGCAAGAAAACCCAUUCAGUUGCUCCGCGAUCUAUUCAGCUCCUCCGCAUCCGCGGCAGCAGGACGACAGCAGCGGUGAUAACACUGACUGGUAUUUGGAGCAGUUCACAAUUCCCUCCACCUUGAUGAAGGCCUCAGCUCCCGAAGAGGAAAACGAACCUCAGAGCAUGAUGCUGCCACCACCACGUGACACUUCGCAGACAGACAGCGGCGGCGAAGCUUUCAGCAUGAAGAAAUUAUUCAGUUUCUCCAAGAAGAAACAAUCGCCGUCCCGUACGACCGACAGGGGCAACGCGCUUUCUGUGGGCUACGAGGUGAAAGAGAAAGACCUGGGCAAGUUUCACAAGGCUGCCUGGCGCGGAGAUGUGGCCAAGCUGGAGCAUCUCGUCAAGAGCAAUGAUGUCAAUCAGUUGGACAAGCACAACAGAACAGCCCUUCACCUCGCUUGUGCCUGCGGACAUGCUGAGGUGGUGAGAUUUCUUGUGGAGAAAAAAGCCAAGCUCAAUUUAUGUGACAAUCAAAAUAGGUCCCCCUUAAUGAAGGCAGUGCAAGGCCAGUAUGAACUCUGUGCUAAUAUUCUGUUGGAAAACCACGCUGAUCCCAACCUGGUGGACAACGAGGGAAACUCGGCUUUACAUUUAGCCUCAAGCAUUCCGUCCGUCUCCACCGUUGACGCCCUCGUGGAUCAUGACGCUGACAUCGAUGCCCAGAAUAAGGAGGGCAUUUCUCCGCUGACGGUGGCAGUCCAAGGGGACCACAUCGAAGUGGCCGAGAUUCUGUUGAAGAAAGGUGCUGGCGUCAAUAUUUUGGACAGAGAUCGAAGGUCGGCGUUAAUGAUAGCUGCUGGCAAUGGUCACGUCAGCAUGGUGCGACUGCUCUUGCAGUUUCAUGCAGAUAUUACUCUGAAGGAUAACAAAGGACACUCGGCCGAGGAUUACGCAGUGAUUGAAGGCCACCACCCCUGCGCCAUCCUCAUUACUGAGCACGGUGCCCAAAGGAACCAGGCUGCCUCUCUGUCUCAUCCUGGUCCAAGCAAAAAGAAGUUGAAAUCUGAGUUGGGCAAGGCAUCCCGAGCCAUUGAAACUGGCUUCCCUGUGGGAGGACCGGCCACCGACAAAGAUGACUUGGAGGAGAAUUCUCAAGCAGAGUCACUAAGCCGGGUGUCAAAAAAAGGCGUCGCCGAUGAAUGGGCUUCCUCUGAUGACGACUGCGAGUCACUCAGUGUUGAAAAGACUCCACCAAAAAUGAACCUCAGGAAAAUGCUCGAAUCUAAAAGAGGAAAAGCCUUUGCAGUGCUCGACAAAUCCAUGAGUGCUUCUGAGUCUGACAGUGACAAUAGUGCCCCGAGAGUUGCGUCCAGUAAACCCCCAAAGCCCCCCGUAGGACCCUCACCUGCUCCUUUCCUUCCCAAAGCCUCCCAGAUGACCUCUACCCCUCUCCUAAUCUACUCAAAGAAAGAGGAGGAUGAGAACGAUGCUAGUCACGAAGACCCAGACGGUGAUGAUGAAGAAGAUGACGACGACGAUGAGGACCAAGGGGAGGAAGAGGAGUUGGAGGAAGACGAGGAGGAGGACAUCUCAGAUGAUCAACUCGAAGGGAACAAAAGCCUCCCAGAUGGUACGACAGACCUCCCUGAAAAAAGAGACGUUUCCAAAGACGCGAAAAGCGGUGUUUGCUCAGAGUCGUGUCUCGAGAGGGAAGAGGAAGAGCAGGACUCUUGUGAUUAUGAGCAUGAAGCCCAGAAAUUGUCACGUGAAGAUCAACAAACCAUACAAGCACAGAAUACUGUUGGAGAGAAGAUGGAAGAUGCAGGCCUUGGUGCUGUUCCAUCUGUUGCUGAAAGUAAAGACACCAGAGAUGUUCAAAAAGAGGAUCCAACGCAAAAAGAGAAUGAGGAGACCAAAUGGGGACUGCUUUUGAGCAAAUGUGAAGGAAAAAGCAAGGAAAAAACAGACCUGAUGGAGGAACUUGGUUUGGGAGAUUUUGACUAUGCUGAAGAUGCAUCAGACUGGGAUACAUCAAGCAAUAUCAGUAAGAAAAGCCUGCCUGGA